AUGGGGCAUGACCCUUGUGGCCACAGCCCAUAUAUCGUGUCUCCUCUAAUGCCUUGUGAAAGUUAUGUAUAUGAUUUACAUUUCCUUUCCUUGGAAAACACUGUUGGGUUUCUUUCUGCUGAUCAUCCUCAACCUCAACUCCCGGUUAUGGGGAACGACACCAGGACGGGAUACGACGCUAUAAACCCAUGGAAAAUCAAAGGGAAAGGAGGAUUCAAAGCUACCUCUUUCAUAUAUGCCUUGGUGGCAUUAGAGAACAUGGGUUUUGUUGCCAAUGUGGUGAGCAUGGUGAUGUACUUCUUUCUGAAGAUGCAUUUUGAUCUAUCUGGUUCAGCAAACACUCUCACGAAUUUAAUGGGAUCAACUUAUUUGCUCUCUGUUGUUGGUGGCUUCAUUUCGGACACUUACCUUAAUAGAUUCAACACAUGUAUAACUUUUGGUACCCUUGAAGUACUGGCCCUAGUGAUGAUGACAAUUCAAGCUCAUAAUGGAAGUUUGCAACCAGAGAGUUGUGGCAAAUCAAGUUGUGUAAAAGGUGGUAUAGCAGUCAUGUUCUAUGCUUCACUUUGUUUGUUAGCGUUAGGGACUGGUGGGGUCAAGGGUUCUCUUCCUCCACUUGGUGCUGACCAAUUUGAUUCAAAAGAUCCAAAAGAAUCCAAGGCUCUUGCUAGCUAUUUCAAUUGGCUCCUGCUCAGCUCGACAAUUGGGUCAUCUAUUGGUGUCACUGUCAUAGUAUGGGUUAGCACCUCGAACAACAAUAAUGGUUGGUGGAAAGGUUUUCUCAUAAUUUCCAUCUCGACGUUCAUCGGCUAUGUUUUUCUUGUCCUCGGAAAACCUUUUUACCGCCUCGAGGCCCCCGGAGACAGCCCUAUUACAAGAAUUGCACAGGUUGUAGUAUUGGCAAUAAAAAAUCGAGGGUUGUCACUUCCAGAGAGCCCUGAUGAGCUGUAUGAGAUUAAUGAGAAAGAAUCAGUCUCAGCAGAAGCCAAGAUUGCUCAUACGGAACAAUUCAGGUGCCUAGACAAAGCAGCUAUUCUUGGUGACAAUGCAAAUCCCACCCCAUGGACAGUUUGUACAGUGACACAAGUUGAAGAAGUUAAGGUUCUUACAAGAAUGUUGCCAAUCAUAGCCAGCACAAUCCUAUUGAACACUUGUAUGGCACAGCUCCAAACAUUUUCAGUUCAGCAAGGCUCCCUAAUGGACCGAAGACUCGGUUUCUUCCAAGUUCCUGCACCUUCAGUUCCUGUCAUUCCUCUAGCUUUCAUGAUCAUCCUAAUCCCCAUUUACGAGAUUAUUUUCGUGCCCUUUGCACGAAAAAUCACCAAGCAUCCAUCAGGGAUCACACAGCUUCAGCGUGUUGGAGUUGGCCUAGUUCUCUCGGCCAUUUCCAUGUCAGUGGCAGCCCUUGUCGAAGUAAAAAGAAAGAACCAAUUCUUGAAAAAUCCCACAAAGCCUAUUAGCCUCUUUUGGCUAUCGUUUCAAUACGCCAUUUUUGGGAUAGCAGAUAUGUUCACCCUAGUCGGGUUGCUCGAGUUUUUCUACAAGGAAGCACCGGCUGGCAUGCGAUCGCUCUCUACUUCAUUUACAUGGAUUUCACUUUCAUUUGGCUACUUCUUAAGCAGUGUCUUUGUGGAUAUCAUCAAUUCUGUCACUAAAAGAAUAUCCCCAAGCAAAAAGGGAUGGUUAUACGGACAAGACUUGAACAAGAACAAUCUGAAUCUUUUCUACUGGUUUUUGGCCAUCCUAAGUUACCUCAACUUUGUUAAUUAUCUUUAUUGGGCAACAUGGUACAAGUACAAAACUGCAGAUUCAACAAAUAUUUCUAGCAUGGAGAAAUCACCGUCCAUCAGUGGUGUUCCAUUGAUCAAGGCAGCUGAGAUUGAAGUAUCUAAGAAUACAAAUGGAGGGUCCAUCGUAGACCACACACAGGAAAUCAGUUGGAAGAACAACCUAGUUUUUUAA
This is a messenger RNA of Fraxinus pennsylvanica, 1962 nucleotides long. The record is from the annotation of a GenBank genome assembly. NCBI's taxonomy places the organism in Eukaryota, Viridiplantae, Streptophyta, Magnoliopsida, Lamiales, Oleaceae.